This is a messenger RNA of Aspergillus pseudonomiae, 444 nucleotides long. RefSeq lists its product as uncharacterized. NCBI's taxonomy places the organism in Eukaryota, Fungi, Ascomycota, Eurotiomycetes, Eurotiales, Aspergillaceae. The record is from RefSeq and is a predicted model, not a curated record. The coding region runs from base 43 to 351 and encodes 102 amino acids. The transcript has a single exon.
UUGCGUGCACGUGCGGUAUCGUACCAGACCAAUACGGGAAGUAUGGAACGCCACAGCCCCGCAUCAUUCUUGGCCCGGUCUUGUCGUCUUGUCCCUGUCCUCCGCCGGGCUGUGCAAGCGGUCUUUUCUGGGCAAGGCUCGGCUCCGGAUGUCCGCACAGGACAAGAACCCAAGCCUCCCCCUCUUGCUUCCAAGACUUCCUCUCUUCUUAUCUCUCCCCAUAUUCCCCCCCCUGACUUGUCCUGUCUGUCUUUUCCCAGUCUUUCCCUUCUCUCCCCCUUUUUCUUUCUAUCACCUUGUGUUUUCAUAACUGUUUCUAUAUUCGGUAACAAUCGCGUGUUGCAUUGGUAGUUGUUGUCAAAGCCAACUCAUCGCGUCUUACCGUUCCUCAUCCCUGAUCUUCCUUAUUAGCCAAAGAUCCCUUAGCCUGGACAUCUUUGGUUG